CCCCGGGGCGGGCCGGGCAGGGCCGGGCCAGCCUGGGCCAGGCGGGCAGGCGUGCGGGACACUCGGGAGCCGGCGAACACUGCAAAAGAACUUGCUGUUUGAAGGUCAACCUCUCCUUUUCUUCAGUCAGUAUCCCACUACUGUAACGUGUUGUGUUUCUGGGUUUGCACAACAGAAGAGUGGUGCUUGGACCCAAGAAACCAUGUUCAGCUUCAGAUGCAUCCGGAAGUUACUACAGUAUGUGAAAUUUUAUUUUUUUUUACUUAUGGAGAACAUGUUCUCUAUAUUUUCUCUACGCAAAAAAUGUUUUGCUGGUGAAAUAGUACUUAUUACUGGCUCUGCAAAUGGAAUUGGAAAGCAGGUUGCCUUAAAAUUGGCUCCCUUGGGAGUAACCUUGGUUCUUUGGGACAUCAAUGAUGAAGGCAACAAAGAAACAAGCAGAUUAGCCCAACAAAAUGGAGCCAACAGGGUGUUCACCUACCACUGUGACUGCAGCAGUAGGGAAGAUAUCUAUAAACAAGCAGACAAGGUUAGAAAAGAAGUUGGGGAUGUUACUAUUCUAAUCAACAAUGUUGGCAUAAUGAUCGGGAAAAAGUUCUGUGAGCUUACAGAUGAAGAAUUUGAAAAGACACUCAGAAUCAACUUCUUUUCUCAAGUCUGGACUUGCAAGGCCUUUCUUCCAGCCAUGGUGGCCUGUAACCGUGGACACCUGGUUAGCACAUCCAGUGCAGCUGGAUUAAUGGGAUUCUACAGGUUGUCAGAUUAUUGUGCAAGUAAAAGUGCAGUCAUUGGAAUGAUGGAAGCCAUAAAUUCAGAACUGUAUCAUGGAGGAAAAUGUGGCAUUAAAACCACAAUCAUUUGUCCUUAUUUUAUUAGUACUAAGUUAAGCAAAGGCUUCAAAAGCGCAAAACCCUGUUUGCUUCCUGUUUAUGAUCCAGAGUAUGCAGCCAGCAGGAUUGUGGAUGCAAUUAAAAAGGAAAAAUUUUAUCUGAUCAUGCCUCCAGCUGUAUACUUACUUGGUCUCAGAAUUUUCAUUCCUAGAAAAAUAGUGUUAUUCCUCGAGUCUUACAUUAAGUUCCCUGAGAGCAUGGAAGAAGCCUUCGGUCAGAAAAAAAAAGAUUGAAGCAAAAAGUAUUCUGAAGACCUCAAGUGCCAUCUAAUUGAACAUUUUCAGUAAAAAAUCAUUUUAAAUCAUAUUCAUUCCUUGACAAAUAAAUUACUUCUUUUAUGCUAUUUUA
Parus major (Great Tit) is the source of this 1238-nucleotide messenger RNA. RefSeq names its product epidermal retinol dehydrogenase 2-like. The record is from RefSeq and is a predicted model, not a curated record. The transcript is spliced from 7 exons. Gene Ontology annotation, cellular component: lipid droplet. The coding region runs from base 203 to 1123 and encodes 306 amino acids. NCBI's taxonomy places the organism in Eukaryota, Metazoa, Chordata, Aves, Passeriformes, Paridae. Gene Ontology annotation, molecular function: oxidoreductase activity, acting on the CH-OH group of donors, NAD or NADP as acceptor.